Molecule: messenger RNA, 661 nt
Organism: Aspergillus neoniger CBS 115656
Lineage: Eukaryota; Fungi; Ascomycota; Eurotiomycetes; Eurotiales; Aspergillaceae
Exons: 1
Coding region: 45-323 (92 amino acids)
Source: RefSeq, a predicted model, not a curated record
CCAUUAAGCGCCCCCCCCCCCCCAAAAAACUUUCAUUUAUAUACAUGGAUUAUAGAAAGCACAAUGACCGUGCAAUCAAGAUCGUUACUGCAGUCAAAUCUGAGCUGAUGCAGCCUGACGAACCAGUUGUCGGUCCGGAUCUUCCAGAAAUGCAUGCUAUUUUCAUAGAUUGCCUCGUCCAAGGGCAGACUUGCCACGCGGGGGAGAUAAAGGAGUGUCAUUUCGUUGUGUGUGGUCUAUUCGAGAACAUCCUGGUUGGCUCCCGUUCAGAAGUAUUUGCCUUAUUGAGUAUAAAUCCGGCGUGCGCUCAGCACCUAGUCUGAAGGUAAAUCUUUUUAGUCUGCUGGAUGGAGCUGGUCUAGCUUCCUUGCUUGUAGGGAAAGCGGCAUAUGGAAGAAGGACCCGGAGCGUCGUCUGUUAAUGGUGCCAGUUAUUAUUGGAGUAGCUAUCUGCCGAACACUAAAGCGGGCGAAAUGCCGCGCCUCCGGCAAGUGGUUAUCCUAAGCAGAACUUAGGUGGCGUUCACUACCCACCAGUUUUCCUGUGUUUCCUGCCUUGCCGCCAGACCCGGGCUAUAGAACAUUGUACAAAAGGUUAGGCACUUAAGAGUAGCUAGAAGGACCGAGAAGAGCAGAGAACAGGCUACAUUGCGAUAGCAAAG